Molecule: messenger RNA, 1073 nt
Organism: Morus notabilis
Lineage: Eukaryota; Viridiplantae; Streptophyta; Magnoliopsida; Rosales; Moraceae
Product: endo-1,3;1,4-beta-D-glucanase
Exons: 7
Coding region: 142-861 (239 amino acids)
Molecular function (GO): hydrolase activity
Source: RefSeq, a predicted model, not a curated record
AUUUUUUAUAAAAAAAAAUAUUAUAAUAAAUCAGAAAUGAUGAUUCAAAUCACAUCUUCUCAAGUGCCCAGAUAAUCACUUUGUGAGUUUGUGACUUUGCUUUUUUCUAGAGAGAGAGAGUGUGUGUGUGAGUGAAGAAGAAUGUCAGGUUGUCAGUGUUGCUCAAAUCCUCCAACUCUAAACCCAAGCAGUGGAGCAGGGCAUGUUGAGAAGCUUGGUGGUUUAGACUCCUAUGUCACUGGCUCUCCAAAUUCCAAGCUUGCGGUUCUUCUUAUAUCUGAUAUUUAUGGAUUUGAAGCUCCAAACUUGAGGAAGCUGGCCGACAAGCUUGCAGCUGCUGGAUUCUUUGUGGCUGUUCCCGACUUCUUACAUGGCGAUCCAUAUGUGUCUGAGGAUUUUAGCGGGCUAGGAAUUUGGUUACAAGACCACGGAACGGAUAAGGGAUUUGAAGAAGCAAAACCAGUCAUAGAAGACUUAAAAAGCAAAGGAUUUUCUGCGAUAGGUGCUGCUGGCUUUUGUUGGGGCGCAAAGGUUGUAGUUGAAGUUGCAAAGUUCACCAACUUUAUUCAAGCUGCUGUGCUCUUACAUCCUUCCUUCGUCACUCUAGAUGAUAUCAAAGAGGUCAAGGUUCCAAUUGCCAUACUUGGAGCUGAGAUUGAUCAGGUGUCGCCUCCAGAGCUUGUGAAACAAUUUGAGGAGGUUUUAAGCGCAAAGGCCGAGAUUGAUUCCUUUGUGAAGAUAUUUCCUGGAGUCGCACAUGGUUGGACCGUCAGGUAUGAUGUUCAAGAUGAAGCGGCUAAUAAGCGUGCAGAGGAGGCUCACAAGGACUUGUUGGAAAUUUUCACCAAGCAUGUUAAGUGAAGGCAAUUCAGAACCAACUGGUACCUUAAUUUUCACUUUGGUGCUACCUACGAGAAGCACAAGUAUUUAUCUUAGGACUACUUCCUUUUGUCCCAUGUUUUGAAUAAUUAGCAAUUGAACUCGACUUUCUAUGUACCUUGGUUUCUUUUGAAGGACUUGAAAAUCUACAUCAAUAAUAAAUUCCUACUAAAAAUCUGUUAGUUUUCCGAUUC